ACACUGUAAGGUUGCGAGGACAGAACUAAUAAAUUGUAUGCAAUGUCAGACCAACUCUGUAGAAGAGCUCUGCCAACAGUGGGCAAACACAGAUCCUGACCUGAUGACUGCCAGUAGAAGGAACAGUAAAAUCUUUUUGUGGGACUGGGAUCUUUAUCAACCACCAGGCUUUUGUGAGACAUUUUAAUGUUUUUUUCUCCUUUAUGAAUACAGCAAUUAUUGGGAUUCUGUGCUACAUUGACUUCAACAGAUUCAUGUUUUACAUGUCAUAAAUUUUCUGCAAUGUCAAAUGUAUCUGAGUCUUACACUAACAUGUCUAUUGAAGUGCAGUAUCAGGACCUACUGAGGGUAAUUAUUGUUUCCACUCUGUCAACAGUUCCAUCUUUUAUUUUUCUCUUCCUUAAUGGGACCAUGUUGUUCACACUGAGGAGUAAGCCGGUGUUUCGUGACACUCCCCGUUACAUUCUUCUGUAUAACCUCCUUUUUGCAGACACUGUGCAGCUGGCACAGAGUCAGGUUCUUUUCCUGCUCUCUAUUUUUAGAGUAAAAUUGCCGUAUCCUGUAUGUGUAUGUCUCAGCUUGUUGGCCAAUCUCACCACUGGGAUCUCCCCUCUCACCCUUUCGGUGAUGCCUCUGGAGAGAUAUGUAGCUGUGUGCUACCCACUGAGGUAUCCUGCCAUCAUCACCAUCAGAAACACAGGGGCUGCUAUCGUUGUGAUUUGGAUUAUCAGUUCACUAAAUAAUCUCACUCGACUCAUCUUUUUUUUCCCAUUUGAAGUGUUGAAAAACCUGCAGAUGAAAGACAGUUGUUCUAAAAUAGCUCUGUUACUCGGGACAAGGUCUGAUCAAUAUGACACCGCUUUCACAUGUUUAGUGUUUGUAUCAGCUGGUGUGGCAGUCGUUUUUUCUUAUAUCGGUGUGAUAUUAGCUGCCAGGUUGGCCUCUGCAAACAAAGCUUUAGCUUGUAAAGCUCGAAACACUCUACUGCUGAAUAUGAUGCAGCUGUGCCUGAGUCUCUCCUCUACUAUUUAUAACCCUUUGCUCGCUGCCCUUUCAAGAACUGUAACAAUGACAAUAUUUUCAUGGGUUCAGAAUGUAUUUUAUUUGUGCUUUAUUAUCUUACCCAGAUGCCUGAGUUCUCUAGUCUAUGGGCUAAGAGAUCAGACCAUCAGACCUGUCCUCAUGUACCACCUAUGCUGUCAUCAGAAACGAAGUCAGUAACUUGCAAUA
Haplochromis burtoni (Burton's mouthbrooder) is the source of this 1230-nucleotide messenger RNA. Its product is annotated as odorant receptor 131-2. Gene Ontology annotation, molecular function: G protein-coupled receptor activity. Gene Ontology annotation, biological process: G protein-coupled receptor signaling pathway. The transcript has a single exon. The record is from RefSeq and is a predicted model, not a curated record. NCBI's taxonomy places the organism in Eukaryota, Metazoa, Chordata, Actinopteri, Cichliformes, Cichlidae. The coding region runs from base 283 to 1221 and encodes 312 amino acids. Gene Ontology annotation, cellular component: membrane.